Molecule: messenger RNA, 6003 nt
Organism: Nilaparvata lugens (brown planthopper)
Lineage: Eukaryota; Metazoa; Arthropoda; Insecta; Hemiptera; Delphacidae
Product: protein bric-a-brac 2
Exons: 6
Coding region: 381-1631 (416 amino acids)
Biological process (GO): regulation of transcription by RNA polymerase II
Cellular component (GO): nucleus
Molecular function (GO): protein binding
Source: RefSeq, a predicted model, not a curated record
GGGGCCCUACAGGCUGUCGGCCGAGAUCGCUUGCCUGCUUGCCUCUGGUGGAGAGCCAAAGCCAAAGCCACAGCCACAGUGAGAGUGAGCCUCCCCACGCAGUUUAGUUUGACUCGAAUAACGGGACCCUCUACAUCGUUCCUCAACUGUGACUGUGUUGCGUUCCCUUUCCCUGUCUCAGCUUGUAGUUCUCGUGCGUUAUUGUGUUGUGCUUUUGCUUGGUGUGUAUCAUGUGAGUUUAGUGGGAUAUCAUUACCAGCACGAUUUGCGUACAGUAAGUUAUUUAAUAAGUGAUUUGUGGAAACUGUGAUUUUGUAGUUUUUCAAACCAAAACAUUAUUCAUUUCUUCGAUACAAGCAACCUGAAAACAGAAUUGAAAAAUGGCUAAUAAAUCAUUCCAUCUGCGUUGGAAUAAUCACCUUCAGAAUUUGCGCACAUUAUUUGAAAGCAUCUACAACGAGCAGAAUCUAGUGGAUGUGACUCUGUCGUGCAGCGAUGGCAUGCUCAAGGCCCACAAGCUGGUCCUCUCCGCCUGCAGUCCUUACUUUGAGGCUGUUUUCAGGGAUAAUCCAUGCAAACAUCCCGUCGUCAUACUAAAGGGCAUCCAGCUACAGGAAAUGCAAACAUUAUUGGAGUACAUGUACAUAGGCUCAGUCGAUGUUCAAGAAGAUGACUUGGAGAUUUUGUUGAAUGUGGCCAGUGAGCUGCAAGUGAAGGGACUUGUUCAGAAGCAACAGCCCUUCGCCAAUGGCAAUUCCGCUGGCCAGCCAAAUGAAAGGAAGAGGAGAUUCGACAAUGACAGAAGACUGAAUAACGGAAAAUCGGAAAAACACUGGAAGGUUGAAACCCUUCUUUCACCAGAUGGACUCUUCUAUAACAACAAGAAAAGUAAAAAUAAUACCAAUGAAAACAGCCAGAACACUGAACCAAUUGAAGAAGAAUCGCAAUCACAGAACGAAUCCAACUCGAGCCAGACACUGAUGGAGUCUGACUCGAACCAGGGGGCCAUGCCACUGCACCCAGUCAUCAAGGAGGAGCCUUCGGGCGUGGAGAGCGAGGGGGGAGGUACGUGCGAUGACGUCAUCAACGCCGCCAACAUGUUCCACCCGGGGGCCGAGGCGGGAGUGGGGGCGGAUGAGAAGCUACAGCAGCAGACUGCCUUGGCGCUGUUAGAGCACCACGAGGAGACCACUUUCUGUCUCAUCUGCAACAAGAACUUCCACAGUAGACAGAACCUGCGCAGACAUCUGCAGACGCAUACCGGCGAGAAGCCACACCGCUGCGACUACUGCGACCUGUCGUUCCUGCGACUGUCACACCUGCAGCGGCAUGUGCGUGUGCACACGGGCGAGCGACCCUACGCCUGCACACUCUGUCCGAAGCAGUUCUCGCGCUCAGACAAGCUCAAGUCGCACAUGACCAUGCAGCACUCUGGCCUCACCCCCACCACCGACAAAAAGCCGCGUGGACGACCCAGACUGCAUCCAAUGGUGCCAACCGACUUCAGCCUGACAAUGAACAACGAGAACAGCAUGUUCGAGUCGGCUGGCAUGUCGAUGAACGCCCUCGGCCUGCCGGGUCGCUUCAACGAUGUCACCAUCAGUCCGGCGGCCGCUGCGGCCAGCACAUGAUGUUUGGCCCAGUCGCAGCCAGGGGCCGCCGCAGCCGCAGACGCACCGCCCGUCAAACGCAAGCGCGGCCGGCCUCGCAAGAUACGUCCCGUCGAUCCCGAUUCAGCUUGGGCGCGUUAACUUCGCUCAAAAACAGUCAUUUCUACUUGCAAACAACUGAACGAUCUUCUCAAUCAGGCUGUGUUCUAAACUCUGCAAAACAACUUUAUCGGGAUAAACGUGACUCAAGUCAAUUCUUGCAUUCUGGCUACGACUUUCGGAAAGAAAGAAAUUCAAAGACACUUAUUGUAAAUAUUUGUCGUUCAAUGUUUACUAACACUUGCUCCAUACAACCGAUUGAUGGUUUCUAUCUCGGAUACUAGAACACCCGGUAGGGAUUACGGACUAGAUUCACAGUAUGCUGCCGUGGCAGUGACGUCACUCUGAUCUCUAUAAUGAGUAUAGGGACAUGGGUAUGAGUAUAUUUAUACUAUUCACAGUUCAAAACAAACUUAUCUUUGGCAGUAACCUCACUCUGAUCUCUAUAAUGAGUAUAGGGGCUUAGGUAUGAGUAUAUCUAUACUAUUCACAGUUCAAAACAAACUCAUCUUUGAGAAUAUUAUAAAUUAAGUUGUAAAUAACACAGUAUAUAAGAAAUACAAGAUUACACAAACAAACACAUUAUCAGGAAUCACGAGAAAACACAACAAAGAGCAUACCAAGACUAUAUACACCAUGUAACCGUGAUAUUCCUGUAAUAGUAUUUACUAAAGUUCUAAUACACUGUGAUGAGGGGGAGAAUUCAGGGUCACGUCAGGCCUCACAGCUCUCCAGUUUGAACCUACGCGUGAUCCCUACUGUGUGUUACAAUAUUCAAGGUUUAUAUGACCAUUUCAUUGAGCUAAAUCCUAAUCAUUUACUAACAUAUGUUUCAUAGAUAGUAUACUAUAAUGCCAUUAGUUGAACAUUUUGUUCAACCAGCUGAAUCAUCGUCGUUAUAAUAAGUACGUAUUACAAAAAUGUCGUCAUUACUUGAACCUAGUGUACUUAUCUUUUCAUGCUCAACCAUACCAGUAACGAACGAAUGAAUGAGUUCAACUGUGAGUAUUGAAGAAUGAAUGUUGAGAAGCCCCAUUAAGACUUGGAAUGUUUUAUUUAUCUGUAUCUGAAUGAAAUAAUUUAAUUUGAUAAACCAAACCAUUUGAUUUACUUAUUUCAACGUUGGUAAUGAUUAUUUUUGUUCCAUAUUUAAUCUAGAGAAGGAUGUCGUGUUUUAUUUUGAAAAGUAUAUUAUGAUAAAACUAUUAUUUUAUUGUAUGAGGUGAAUAUGCUUACUAUUCAAAUAUUCGCAAGUGGUGUAGCAUUUAAUUUAAAAAAAUUAAUUUCUCACCCAAAAGUGUUAACUGGCAAAAUUAUAUCUUGAUAUCAUUUAAACCGUCGGAGCUUUCAAAGCAAAAGAUUAAAUUUCAUAGUUCUUACUAACUAUUUUACUCGUUUACAGUAAAACUGCAAUCUUACCAUAGUCUAUUUGAUAAGCACUUUCUGGAUCAAGUUGAUCAUGAUAAUUUUAUUUAUUUGUAUUUUUUCUACUACUGUAUCAUAUCAGAAUAACCAACAUUCCUUUUAAUCAUACAUCAAUGUUUAUCUGGCCAAGUAUUCAAUUUAAUAUUUUAAUUUUACCGUAUUAUUUGUUACCAAAUAGUUGAAACGCUAUUAUUACUAUUGCAUAUUGGUAAUGAGAAAUUGGUGAAAUCUCAACCAAUAUUCAAUAUUACCUAUCAAUAAAAUUAUGUAAUCAUUCAUUUGAAAAUUGGACUAAUGCCUUGGUUAUAGUGUAUAGGUGGAGCUGUAGUGCGAACAGAAAAGGACAGUAAGGUAUUGCACUCCAACCGGGUGAACGUGUCAGUUACUGACCACUGUCUGGUCAGUACUAUGUAACCUAGUCGUCAAAUCGGGAUAAAUCGAAUCUUCAUUAGUCCCAAAAACAUCACAAUGAUUGAAAAUAAAAACCACGGCUUGAUUUGAAUAUUGUAGACAGAAGCCAAUUUUUUCGUGUUAUAAGUUUUGAGUUCAUCAAUUUAUAGACUUUCGAUUAUUCCAUACAUUUGAACAAUUCUCGACUUUUUCCAACAAUCCUUAUAAUUUUAUUUUUUCAAUCUUUAUUUUCUAUUUUUAUUUUUGUUUUGUCAUCAUUCACAUUGCCAUAUUGUUAAUGAAGAACGUACUCUCCCUAAUUUGACAUGCGUUUUGGAUGAAGAGUUCUCGUGUCCAUACAAAUAUCUACAUUCUAUUCAAUUGGUCAUUGAAGUGCCUGCUGUGUUGAUUAAUAAAUAAUUUAUACAUUUUUCUGUAGUACCUACAUUUUCAGAUAUUUAACAGAGAAAAAUAUAUAAUCUUAAUAAAAAAAUUGCCCAUACAUUAUAAUUAUUUUCAUACUAUCAAAUAAUCAUCUAAUAUUACAUAGUAUUUACAUGAAAGCUCAAAUCUAAAGUUCAUCUAUUGUAUUGGUGAUGAGGGAAAAGUAUAUUAAAUAUUUGACAUAUCACAUUGUCUUGUAAAGCAUUAUUAUUUUUCUAAUGUACAGUUGAGAUUGAAAAGGACCAGUUGAAAGAAGGAUCCUGAUAGUUGAAAGCUUAAUUAUUAUUAUGAAAUGAAAUUAUAUCUAAAACCUAUUUUCUAAAUUCCGAUAUUUUUCUACGUACUAUCUUGAAAUGAAUUUAUAUUCUAGUUGAGAUGAAGAUUAGAUUUGAUAGAAUUAAAAAUCUUCAAAGUAGGUUUAGGCCUACUAGUACCUAUAAAAAACUUUCUAUAUGAAGCUAUUACAGUAUUUGGGAUGGAGACAUUAAUGAAUAUUUUGCUAAUUUCUGAGUAAGGUAACUUCUUGAGUAAAAUGUACAGAGAAUGUCAAACAUUUAUUAGUACGUUUAUUGUACCUGUACAGAAGUCAAACAGAACUUUAAAGUUUAUUGAUAAGUGAAACCAUCGAGAAAAGAUUGCAUAAUCUUAUGCUUUCUUUUCUCCAUGGUAAAACAUCCAAUAGUAAUGAAUAUAGAUGAGCUUUGAAUAUAGAUUCUGUGCUUCAAAUAACGGGUUUUAAAUACAUUUUUUUGGAAAAAAGGCGAACAUCGAAAAAUUAAGAAAUAUAUUUCUUUGAAAAUUUUAGAAAAUGGCGAACAAGAUUAAUAUGCUUCCAAGAUAAAUAUGUUUUAUUUUGUGCUUAUUGACGAUUUUGAAAAGUUCUGUUUGGUUUGUGUAAUUAUAUUAUGAUGAUUUGUUUAGCACUUGAAAUGUAGAUGAUUCUAUUUUCAAGAAUUACAAUAUUUUUAAAUUAUUUACAAUUGUGACCACUAGAAAAUAAUGCGAAGGAUAUGGAUAAAGUAUACUCUGACUGAUAAUAAUAAGAUGAUUGGUUCCCAUGGAGCAAUUAAUAGAUUGGAAUCGUAAUAUUUGAUUUAUAAAGAACUUUGAUCGUUACGUGGAUUAUUUACUACUUUCAUCAAUUUGGGGCUAGAUUUUUUUGCUGAGGGUGAUGCCCACAUGAGCUCUAGGCUUGUGCGUGGUUAAUAAAGCGAAUUUUGCUACAGAGUUGUAUUGUGAACAAUUCACAUUAACCAUACUUCUCAUCUCCUUGGCUAUUUUCCUCGCUGAAUAUACCGUAUAUCUGUAUUCAAAUGAAAAUGGCUGUUAAAAUAACUGCUAGUCAUUCUGGUUAAUUCUGAAAGUGGUAUUGUUUAGAAAAUAUAAUUAUGAAUCUCAAAAAACAGAUUGUGAUGAGCAAGUUAUUGAUGAAUUUUGUUAGAAAUAAGGUUUUAAUUCAACUUGCCAUAAUAUGUUUGAGCUAUCUACCUCGGAGUGGACUUUCACUCACCAUAGCAUGUCAAGGAACAUGAAAAUGUGCCAUUGAGUAAUAAUUAUUGAAUUAUAUUUUAUAGUUCCUUUGUUUGCAUGCAUGGACAAAACAUAAAUACUUCUAGAACAUACGUCUCUCAAUUUCUAGUUUAUUCCUAGACUACCAAUCAAUAGGCUACUGUACCGGAAGAUUUUGAUAAUUGAAGUGAAAGAAGAAUGAAGAUUGAAAUAAUGCAAGUUGUUUCUCUGUGAAAAUGACUGUUGUUGAUUGAAUUUUGGAAGUUGGAUUUGUGUGAAAUUACUCUUAUGUUUUCUUGCUUUUACCCCUAUUAUAUUGUCUUGUAUAGAAUUGAUUUAUUUGUGAAAUCCUUAUUGUAUCCAUUUUUGUAUAUUGUUUUUGAAGUAUUGUAUUUUUUUAUCCAAAGAAUAAACUAAGAAUAUUCUCCUUAGUCUAUAUUACCGCAUGCUAUCAUGUAACUUGGAAGAAUUAUUUUUACUCUCUUACAAUGGAGUCGAAGAACAAUUAUAUUUUGUAAAAGUUGAA